This is a messenger RNA of Mycena indigotica, 1059 nucleotides long. RefSeq names its product Aldo-ket-red domain-containing protein. The record is from RefSeq and is a predicted model, not a curated record. Gene Ontology annotation, cellular component: cytoplasm. Bases 1 to 1059 code for a protein of 352 amino acids. NCBI's taxonomy places the organism in Eukaryota, Fungi, Basidiomycota, Agaricomycetes, Agaricales, Mycenaceae. The transcript has 5 exons.
AUGUCCGCAACUCGUAGCUCAUUUCCAUCGAGAAAACUUGGGCCCGACGGCCCCACUGUGAGCGCGAUCGGAUUCGGCGCUGGAGGCUUUGGCGAUUUCUAUGGGACUGCGGAUAAAAAAGAGGCACCGCAGGUGUUGACUUAUGCCGCGAAUCAUGGAAUUUCGUUCUGGGACACUUCUGACUUUUAUCGCGACUCGGAGAAAAUCAUUGGGGAAUGGUUUGCAAACACAGGCCGACGCGAAGAAAUAUUUCUUGCGACCAAAUUCGGUGCCAAUGACCUACGGAAGGGCAUUCAGACUCACGCCCAGCGCAGUCCGUGCAGCGACCCGGACUAUAUCGUCAAAUGCAUUGAAAAGUCUCUGAAAGAUCUGCAGACUGACUACAUUGACUUGUAUUAUCAACACAGAGUAGAUCCUUCUAUUCCCAUUGAAAUAGUCAUGGAGACUCUCCGUCCCUUUAUCGACCGCGGCACCAUCCGAUGGCUUGGCUUAAGCGAGUGCUCUGCCACUACUCUCCGUCGCGCAAAGGCUAUCCCGGGAAUUGGCGAAAAGCUGGUCGCCGUGCAACUCGAAUAUAGUCCUUUUGAGCGGACGAUCGAGACAAAUGGGUUGUUUUCCACUGCAAAGGAGCUUGGAGUUGCGGUGGUGGCCUACUCCCCACUCGGACGUGGUCUGAUUACGGGCCGAUUCCGCAGUGCUGCUGACUUUGGCGAGAACGACCUUCGUCGAAGUAUCCCGCGUUUUUCAGCAGAAAAUUUCCCCAAGAAUCUAGCGUUGGCGGACGCCUUCAAGACCCUCGGAGAAAAAUAUGACGCUACACCAGCCCAGACCGCACUGGCUUGGCUACUUGCGCAAGAUCCUCAUCUUGUGCCGAUUCCUGGCGCAACCGCUUUAACGCGUGUUGAGGAGAAUUCGAAUGCAGCAUUCAUCUCGCUGAUGGAACAGGACGUGAAGGACAUUCGUAACUUUGUUGAAGAGGCCGACAUCCAAGGCACCCGUACAUUAUGGCUUCCAGACGGUAAUUGCAUUGAACUAGCAGAAUGGAAGGCAAGGAACUAG